Molecule: messenger RNA, 2662 nt
Organism: Sardina pilchardus (European sardine)
Lineage: Eukaryota; Metazoa; Chordata; Actinopteri; Clupeiformes; Clupeidae
Gene: homer1b
Product: homer scaffold protein 1b
Exons: 9
Coding region: 266-1345 (359 amino acids)
Biological process (GO): regulation of store-operated calcium entry; G protein-coupled glutamate receptor signaling pathway
Cellular component (GO): cytoplasm; postsynaptic density; plasma membrane
Molecular function (GO): G protein-coupled glutamate receptor binding
Source: RefSeq, a predicted model, not a curated record
GACACGGUUAAAACAGCAGGCUAUCUAUAAUUGUUGACAUGAUAGACUGCGAAGUCCAUUGCUCACCAGUGGACCAUGUUUUAGAAAUCUCCUGCAAGGGCUUCAUGGAUGCCGUUAUUUGUUAGCGCAGAGGCAAAUCAUUUGAUUUCAAAUUUCAAUAUAUUCGAAUUCCCACCCCAAGACAGUGCUCAACGACACGACAAGCUGUUUCCAGGAAUUCGCCUCUCGUUCUCAGGGUCCUUCAUCAGUUCAUUUUGCCAAGAUAAUGGGGGAGCAGCCGAUCUACAGCACGCGCGCCCACGUCUUCCAGAUCGACCCCAGCACCAAGAAGAACUGGGUGCCCACCAGUAAGCACGCGGUCACCGUCUCCUACUUCUACGACAGCACCAGGAACGUCUACAGAAUCAUCAGCCUGGAUGGCACUAAGGCAAUAAUAAACAGCACUAUCACCCCGAACAUGACUUUCACCAAGACGUCGCAGAAGUUUGGCCAGUGGGCCGACAGCCGCGCCAACACAGUGUACGGUCUGGGCUUCUCCUCGGAGCGCCACCUGACAAAGUUCGCAGACAAAUUUGCCGAGUAUAAGGAAGCAGCCCGACUAGCUAAGGAGAAGUCCUUGGAGAAGAUGGAGUUGGCCAGCUCGCCCUCUCAGGAAUCAGCGCCGGGAGAAAUACAGUCACCUCUGACCCCUGAGAGCGUGAACGGCACCGGCGAUGACGCGGCCAUGUCGCCCCAGGACGUCCCCACCCCCAUCACCGAGUCACUGCCAGAGCCGUUACCGAUCACACAGUCUUUCACACACAGCCCCACAAUCACCAAGCACUGGGAGGCAGAGCUGGCAGCGCUGAAAGGCAACAAUGCCAAGCUGACGGCCGCCCUCCUCGAAUCCACAGCCAACGUCAAGCAGUGGAAACAACAGCUGGCAGCUUAUCAGGAGGAGGCCGAGAGGCUUCACAAAAGGGUGACAGAACUGGAGUGUAUGAGCGGCCAGACCAAUGUGAUCAAAUCCCAGAAGACUGAGCUAAAUCAAACAAUAGAGGAGCUGGAGUCUGCUCUAAAGGCUAAAGAAGAGGAAAUUGAAAGAUUGAAAGAGGAAGUCGACAGGACUAAGGAAAUUCAGGAACAGAAAGAUGCUCUUGCUCAAAAAUUACAGGAGACAGACCUGCGCAACAAGGAGCUGGAGGGGCAGCUGUCUGCCCUGGAGCAGCGUCUUGACAACAGCCAGGUGGAGCAGGAGACCUUCCGCAAGGACCUCAAGACGCUGCUGGAGAUCCUGGACGGGAAGAUCUUCGAGCUGACCGAGCUGCGGGACAACCUGGCCAAGCUCAUCGAGAGCAGCAGCUAGAGCCGACUCCUCAGAGGAGCCAACCCAACCAUCACUCAGAAACGUGGUCACGCCAACACCCAAAAACCAAUGUGUCACUAGGUGCAAGAUUUGACGGAGGUCCUGCCUUUUUUUUUAGAAAUUAUUCGUUUUCUUUUUUUGUGAAGAACUCUCCUCUUCAAAAAGAAUAAUGAUUGCACCAAAUAUGCAGCACUCACAAAACAUAGGAUUAAAUUAGAGUAGAAUUUCCCUGAUGGGCCCUUGCCUUUCUAUCUGUGCCCUUAUACUCUUCUAGACUAUCCAAUCUUAUUUUACCAACUCUUUAUUCAGUCUUCAAACUUUACUCGACCCUUUUUGUGUCUUCUCUUAAUCAAUGCUAUCCAGUCAAUGCACUGUGCUUAAGAGUCUCAUUGGUGUGGGAGAUGAAGGGAAACCAAGCUGCUAUGGAAGCGUAUCAAUGGCUGACUGUGAAGUGGGAACCUCUUCAGUGACAUACAGUAGUUCUCACGAUCCCAGAGCCGUGUGUUGUAGCCAGACUUGAUCGGCUUGCUCUGACCUUGCUGACCUUCAAGAGCUGCCUCGUUGUCCUUUUUUGAAAAGGCUGGAGGGCAAUAAGUCGCCAAUGCAUCGCAACUUCCGGAAGGGUCACCUUUUUUCCAUGAAAUGUGGACGUGAGGUGUAACACAGGCCUGUAUGUUCCGAGCAAUACCAGGUGGGGCCUCAGAUCCAUCGUUUUAGUUUGAGUUGUCAAGUGUUCAGUUCCCGUGGUUACCUGCGCUGGGCCCACACAGGUGCAACUGACUCGUUCAGACGGUUGACAGAAGGUAAAAAACAAUCUUCUUUUUCCCGUUUGUGUUUUUAUAUACAAACUAUAUUUAUACUGGACUUGUGCGGGUGAACCUGAUGUUAUAUCUUUUUGCUGCUCUUGUAAAAGCAGUGGCAACACUGGACUCUGCCAUUUUUGGACUCGCAUCUUAAUAUCAAAUAUCUUGCUCUUGAUUAUAAAAUGUAUUAAUGAAAGGUUCCAUUUGGUUACCUCAAAGUAUUUAUUUUUUAGAAGUACAAUAUUAUGAACUGAAAGAUUUGAACAUUUGUAAUAGCAGUACAUGAGAAUGGAUGUGACUGGAACUGGAUGGUGGAAGACAUUGAUAAAGGUGUAAGUAUCAGAAAUGGAAAAAAAGUUGAUUCAGGAAAUAUAUCUAUGACGUUUACCAAAUACGGUUUCCUGGAAAAUAAAAUGAAGCCAUUAACAAUGUAGAGAUAUCAUAACCCUGCUCUGUUUACUGUUGUUCAAUAUGAGAAAAAAAUAAAUGAAAGCACUUGUGGAUUGUAUUACAA